GCAUUGAACGGGAUGAUUGUAAAAUCACGCGACUAUAUUUUUGUAUUUUCUGUUUUAUUAUUUUUUUGUACUUUUAUUUUCAUUAUUUGUUGUACCUCUAUUUAAAAAGUCCACUCUAUUAGCGUUCGAAGCGUUCCAGGUCUCCUGGCAAAACCCUAAAAGCCCCUAAAACCCUAUCAACAAUUUGGAGAGAAGUUGCGGCGUGCAGCAGAAAGAAGAUAAAUGGCGAAGAAUAUUGGCGAAGCGGCAGCUUCAUCUGGAGUGAGCCCCAAUAGAGUGGAGAGAGCUGUGAGUGCUCUGCUGAAAUGGAGAGAUUCUCAGUCCCAUACCCAAAAGCCCCAACUUCUUGAGCAGGAUGAAUUGCUGUAUCUCAUCGUCAGCCUAAAGAAAAUUCCUCAAAAGCCUCGCGUUAAUCCCCACAAAGUGCCUCUCCCUCACCCCCUCAUCGACCCCUUUACGGAUCCUGCCGAGCUUUGCAUGGUCAUCGAUGAUCGCCCCAAGUCAGGCCUCACCAAAGAUGCUGCGUCCAAGAAAAUCAAGUCCGACAACAUACCCAUCAGCAAGGUGGUCAAGCUUUCCAAGCUCAAGACUGAUUAUCGGCCCUUCGAGGCCAAAAGAAAGCUCUGCGAUACCUAUGACAUGUUUUUCGCGGAUAAGAGGAUUAUCCCGCUUCUCCCUCGGCUAUUGGGGAAGCAGUUUUUCAAAAAGAAGAAGAUUCCAGUGCCUGUGGACCUCAAGCACAACAACUGGAAGGAGCAGAUUCACAAGGCUUGUGCCUCUGCUAUGCUGUUCUUGAGUAGUGGAACUUGCAGCGUGGUGAAGGUGGGGAAACUUUCCAUGGGAAAAAAAGUGAUUGUUGAAAAUGUGAUAGCUGCUAUUAACGGGAUUGCAGAGAUUGUACCGAGCAAGUGGGGCAAUAUCAGGUCGUUCCAUUUAAAGUUGCUUGACAGCUUGGCCCUCCCUCUUUAUCAGACUGUGCCUGAUCUGCGUUUGAAGAUUCUGGCUGAAGCUGAUCACCCUUCUUCUAAAGAUCUCUUGGAGGAAAAACAAGCAGAAGAAGAAGAAGAAGAAGAUGCUUCUCAUCAGAAGAAGAAGAAAAACAAGGGGAGGAUACACCAAGUUCAGUACAUGGAUGAAAAUAGUAAUGACAUUAACUCUGGGGCUAACAGAAAAAGUGAAAUCAAUAGUGACAAUGUCUCCAACAAGAAAAACAAGACUGCAGUAAAAAAGUUAAGCGCCAUUGACAUCAAGGUUAGGGAUAAGAAGAAGAAGAAAACUCUAGAAGCACAAUAAUUUGUCUUAUUCAACACCACCGAGUAAACUAAGUUUUAAGUGGAAUUUUAUGGCUUCUUGUUCUUGCAGAUUAGCAAUCAUCAUUUUCUUUUGUCAUGUGGCAUUGGAUUUAGCUUUAGAUUUUGGGUGUUCUUUGUCUUUUGAUGGUCUAUGUUAUUUUAUGAAUAUUCAAACAGUUUAUGUAUCUUGAUCAUGGUGAAGUCAUACAAUGCUACUAUACUGUUUUUGGCUUUUAGCAUCUUAUCUUUGAUUGUUAAGAAUGAAAAAAAUAUUGCAAUAAGAAAUUUUUAAAUCUAAUUUUUCCAUUUC
Messenger RNA from Durio zibethinus, 1602 nucleotides. RefSeq lists its product as uncharacterized. Gene Ontology annotation, molecular function: RNA binding. Lineage: Eukaryota; Viridiplantae; Streptophyta; Magnoliopsida; Malvales; Malvaceae. The record is from RefSeq and is a predicted model, not a curated record.